AUGACAUCGUUAUUUGGAUCUACAACAUCAACAUCGAUUACAAACCAGGAACUUAAGAAUGAUAUAGAGGUUAUUCAACCGCCAGAAGAUAGUAUUUCAGGAGUAUCAUUUUCACCUCAAGCGGAAUUUCUUGCGGUUUCAUCAUGGAAAGUACAGUCGUCAGGCCAGACGACUGGAAAAGCUAUGUAUGAGCAUCAGGGACAUGUUUUAUCAUGCUGUUGGUCAAAAGAUGGGACUAAAAUAGCAUCGGUGGGUACAGAUAAAGCAGGAAUGUUAUUUGAUUUGCAUACGGGUCAAAGUAUUCAAGUAGCGGCUCAUGAUCUUCCAAUUAAAUCAUGUCGUUUUAUCGAUGGAGGAAAUAUGGGAAAUAUUCUUGCAACAGGAUCAUGGGAUAAAAUGCUUAAAUAUUGGGAUUUAAGACAGCAACAGCCAAUUGCAACAGUUCAAUUGCCAGAAAGAUGUUAUACAAUGGAUGUAAUGAAUCAAUUAAUGGUAAUUGGAACGGCAGAUAGACAUGUGUGUAUUAUUCAUUUAAAUAAUCCAACGACUAUUUUUAAAACGACACAAUCUCCAUUAAAAUUUCAAACUCGUGUUAUUUCAUGCUUUAUUAAGGCCAAUGGCUAUGCCAUUGGCAGUGGAAGGCUAUUUACUUGCUUAAAUCAAGAAAAACGAUCUAACACUUCUAGUUUAAACUUUUCCUUUCGUUGUCAUCGAGACUCUACUGGACUCGCUAACAAUAGUUCAAACGUAUAUAGCGUUAAUGAUAUUUCAUUUCAUCCACAACAUGGAACUUUUGCCACUGCUGGUUCUGAUGGAACUUUUCAUUUUUGGGACAAAGACUCAAAACACAGAUUAAAGGGCUUUGCUAACGUAGGUGGAACAAUUUCAUGCACUGCUUUUAAUAGAACUGGUGAUAUUUUUGCAUAUGCAAUUAGCUAUGAUUGGAGCAAGGGUUAUCAAGCAAAUACUCCACAAACACUUAAUAAAAUAAUGCUUCAUCCUGUAGGCGUCGAUGAGCUUAAACCAAGAGCAAAAAAAACCACUCGAUAA
Messenger RNA from Pneumocystis carinii B80, 1050 nucleotides. RefSeq lists its product as hypothetical. The transcript has 8 exons. Gene Ontology annotation, molecular function: RNA binding; ubiquitin binding. NCBI's taxonomy places the organism in Eukaryota, Fungi, Ascomycota, Pneumocystomycetes, Pneumocystales, Pneumocystaceae. Gene Ontology annotation, cellular component: nuclear pore. The coding region runs from base 1 to 1050 and encodes 349 amino acids. The record is from RefSeq and is a predicted model, not a curated record. Gene Ontology annotation, biological process: RNA export from nucleus; transcription-dependent tethering of RNA polymerase II gene DNA at nuclear periphery.